UUUGUCACCACAUUGGUGAUUUUAUUUAUACUUAGCAACUGUUUUUUGACUAUACAGCUAGUUAUUUUUCUGGCAACUACACCAAACUGGGACUAUUUUGUCGACAUUUCUCCUACCAACCGGCGAAAUGAUUGUCGUUGGACCUGCAACGUGGCAAUCGAAUCACAGCAUUUCACCAAUGAAUCAGCUUCUAUGCUGCUUAAGGUACUAUGCCAGUGCAGGUCAUAUUAGGCAAACUGCUUAUUUUAUGGGAAUGCAUGCAAGUACAGCUUGCAGAAUUGUUGGAAGGGUAUUAAGAACUAUUCUUACUUAUUCCCAAGUUAUGUCAAAAUUCAAUUAUUUAAUUGUAACACAGGAUAUUGAAAUGCCUACAAUACAGAAUCACAAUGUCAAUACUGCUCAAGAAUAAAUGAUUAAUUAUUUUGGA
Acanthoscelides obtectus is the source of this 427-nucleotide messenger RNA. Lineage: Eukaryota; Metazoa; Arthropoda; Insecta; Coleoptera; Chrysomelidae. The record is from the annotation of a GenBank genome assembly.